Messenger RNA from Perognathus longimembris pacificus (Pacific pocket mouse), 1061 nucleotides. Its product is annotated as ras-related protein Rab-1A-like. Lineage: Eukaryota; Metazoa; Chordata; Mammalia; Rodentia; Heteromyidae. Gene Ontology annotation, molecular function: GTPase activity; GTP binding. The transcript has a single exon. The record is from RefSeq and is a predicted model, not a curated record. The coding region runs from base 16 to 633 and encodes 205 amino acids.
GGCAGCUGGAGUGAAAUGUCCAGCAUGAAUCCCGAAUAUGAUUAUUUAUUCAAGUUACUUCUGAUUGGUGACUCUGGGGUUGGAAAGUCUUGCCUCCUCCUUAGGUUUGCAGAUGAUACAUAUACAGAAAGCUACAUCAGCACAAUUGGUGUGGAUUUCAAAAUAAGAACUAUAGAAUUAGAUGGCAAAACAAUCAAGCUUCAAAUAUGGGACACAGCAGGCCAAGAAAGAUUUCGAACAAUCACCUCCAGCUAUUACAGAGGAGCCCAUGGCAUCAUAGUAGUGUAUGAUGUGACAGAUCAGGAGUCGUUCAAUAAUGUUAAACAGUGGCUUCAAGAAAUAGACCGUUAUGCCAGUGAGAAUGUCAACAAGUUGUUGGUGGGGAACAAGUGUGAUCUGACCACAAAGAAAGUAGUAGACUACACAACAGCAAAGGAAUUUGCUGAUUCCCUUGGAAUCCCAUUUUUGGAAACCAGUGCUAAGAAUGCAACGAAUGUAGAACAGUCUUUCAUGAUGAUGGCAGCAGAGAUUAAAAAGCGAAUGGGCCCUGGAGCAACAGCUGGCGGUGCAGAGAAGUCCAAUGUUAAAAUUCAGAGCACUCCAGUAAAGCAGUCAGGUGGAGGUUGCUGCUAAAAAUUGCCUCCAUCCUUUUCUCACAGCAAUGAAUUCACAAUCUGAACCCAAGUGAAAAAACAAAUUGCCUGAACUGUACUGUAUGUAGCUGCACUACAACAGAUUCUUACUGUCUCCACAAAGGUCAGAGAUUGUAAAUGGUCAAUACUGACUUUUUUUUCAUUCCCUUGACUCAAGACAGCUAACUUCAUUUUCAGAACUGUUUUAAACCUUUGUGUGCUGGUUUAUAAAAUAAUGUGUGUAAUCCUGUUGCUUUCCUGAUACCAGACUGUUUCCCGUGGUUGGUUAGAAUAUAUUUUGUUUUGAUGUUUAUAUUGGCAUGUUUAGAUGUCAGGUUUAGUCUUCUGAAGAUGAAGUUCAGCCAUUUUGUAUCAAACAGCACAACCAGUGUCUGUCACUUUCCAUGCAUAAAGUUUAGUGAGAUGUUA